AUGACGUCUAACAACACAAACACCGUCUAUGUCAUUACUGGAGGUAACAGAGGCAUAGGCCUUGGACUUGUCAGAGCUCUUGUCGCUCGUGCCCAUUCCACUGUCUUUACGACUGUCCGCAGUGACAAGUCGCAGUCAUCUCUUGAAGCUGCUCUUGAAGACGCCCCAAGAGGUGAUGGCAGUACCAUCUCCGUCGUCCAGUUGGACUUUUCCACUGCCCUCUCUCCUGAGUACAUCAGGGCCGCCUUUGACGUUGAUCGCGUCGACGUACUGAUCAAUAACGCCGCCUUCAGCCCCCCAAGUCACCCAGUACUUGAGAUACCCACCAGUGAUCUUCGAUCGUCUUUUGAGAUCAACACUAUCGGUCCCCUUACCGUCACUCAGGGCCUUUGGCCGUACUUGCAGAUGUCUUCUGCCCCUAAAGUUGUCAAUGUCUCUUCAUCAGUUGGAUGUAUUACUUUCCAGGAGGUUGUCGCUGGCGCAUAUGGGCCUAGUAAAGCCGCUUUAAACUGGCUUACGCAGGCUUUGCAUGUGCAAAAUGAUGGUUUGGUUGCUUUUGCGCUUCACCCAGGCUUUGUGAGCACGGAGAUGGGUGAUGCGGCCGCGACGGAGUGGGGAUUCCCUUUGGCCAUGCUUGAGAGUGUCGAAAGAUCUGUCAAGGACAUGCUCGAGAUAAUUGAUGGCGCUACUCGAGAGAAGACUUCGGGCAAGUUCGUCACGAACAAAGGCCAAGAGCUCCCUUGGUAA
This is a messenger RNA of Fusarium venenatum, 747 nucleotides long. RefSeq lists its product as uncharacterized. NCBI's taxonomy places the organism in Eukaryota, Fungi, Ascomycota, Sordariomycetes, Hypocreales, Nectriaceae. The record is from RefSeq and is a predicted model, not a curated record. Gene Ontology annotation, molecular function: alcohol dehydrogenase (NAD+) activity. Gene Ontology annotation, cellular component: cytoplasm.